Molecule: messenger RNA, 1303 nt
Organism: Phytophthora nicotianae INRA-310
Lineage: Eukaryota; Oomycota; Peronosporomycetes; Peronosporales; Peronosporaceae
Exons: 1
Biological process (GO): G protein-coupled receptor signaling pathway
Cellular component (GO): G protein-coupled receptor heterodimeric complex; membrane
Molecular function (GO): G protein-coupled GABA receptor activity
Source: RefSeq, a predicted model, not a curated record
CGCUGCCAAACGACUGCGACGGUGGCGUGUCUACUCUCCCUGAAACAAUUGCCACAAGCCGGUCCUGUGACUGGAUCUUUGAGAAUCGACGCACGUGGACAGCUUGGAUUGAUGAAAAGCCUGCGUGCGACUCGAGUUUUUAUCAUUACUCGGUUUCAGAGUGUGCUUCCGAUUCUCUCCGCACGGUUGAGUACUUUUGGAAGCUCCCAAACGCCUCCCACCCUCAAUAUUCUGCAGAAUGCUCGGGUGGAGACAGUCUACCUGAAAGCCUCACAGUUGAUUGCGAGUACAUGCCGACGUCCUCACCGUCGUUUGCUGCUAUGACAGUGUUCGCUGCCAUCGUCACAGCGCUACUCGUUGCUGCCAUCUUACUCGUGGUCAAGAACCGCAACGCUCCUAUCAUCCGACGCUCGCAAUACGAAAUGCUACUGCUCAUGAUCUUUGGUGGGUUCUUCAUCACCGGAGCAGCUGUAGCUUAUGCUGGAAAACCUACCAGAACACUUUGCGGACUUCGCCCUGUCCUGGUUUGUAUGGGUUUUACUACGAUAUUCGGCGCUCUUGUCAUCAAAUCUCUACGCGUCUACCGCGUUUUCAUGAGAGCUGCCAUGAAGCGAGUCAAGGUGACACUGUUGAAGAUUCUCAAGAUCCUCUCCAUUUUUUAUAUAGGAGAUAUCGUCAUAUUUGUGGCCUGGUUCGCUGCUGAUUUCCCGGAACCGACCAUCACAACGAAAGAUGCGACGGAAUUUCGAGGUACCGUCGACAGAAUCUCCUGCAGCUCGUCAAGCUUCAUCUUCACGGCGCUGCUAAUCUUCUGGAAGGCUAUUCUGCUCAUGUUGGGACUGUACUUGUCCUUCCUCAUCCGCAACGUGUCGGUGGAUUUUCAGGAGUCUCCGUGGAUUUUCGGUUCGGUGGUGGUUGUCCUUGUCGGUUGCCUCGUCCUCAUGCCGAUGUCGUAUAUGGUCGACAUGCGCGCGUCAACUUACUACGUGUUUCUCGCGUGCUGUCUGCUCAUCUGCACGGUUUUGAUCAUGUGUCUGAUGCUCGCGCCGAAGCUUUUCCGUCUGAAAGAAGCUGCGUCUUCAGCUUCGAGUGGGGCUACUGCUGCCCACAGCAGAAACAGUAUGGUCGGACCGAAACCUCUAUCUACGGACGGGACUGAAACAGAAAACGAUGCCUCCCGCGACGUACCUCGCAAGUUAUCACAAUACCAAGUGAGACCACUUGAUAACAACAGCAAUAGGAACAACAAUUAGGCCUCUUCAGGAUAAUGCAACUCUUAAUGUGUUACAUUCAGAUUUUCAAC